GUUAUAGAGACAAUUGUUUUCAUUUAUAUAAGUUAUAUUACAUUUAAGGUAAAGCUCGAAGUGUUUACUCAUUAAAAAAAAUAGCAUUCCACGUUUUAACGACAAGCGUUUGUGAGAGGAAAUCCAAUUUUGAAGAGUCAAGAGCCCGUUGGGCCUAUAGGUCGGUGCUAAGAGAAAUUUGACUCGGUUGAUGACAUGGAGUAGAGGUCGCAAUUGGAUUGGCUUGGUUCGGGUUUGGGUCGUAAGCAGCCCAAUUGGUAAAACAUAAUGUGUGUGCAUUAUGCAUUGAGCAGUUCAUUCGAGAUAGCCGAAGCUCUAAAUUUAGAAGCCCUAACUGCGCAUUAGGACGUAUGGGGAGCUGAAUGUUCAAACUGAGAGGUCUGAAACUACAAACUCAGAAGUCCUGCACGAAUGGGCUAUCUUUUUUCAUCAGCAACAUCCAUUAUCCUGCAUUUGAUCCUAUGCCAACACUCCCUUGCUAUAAACACAACUCCAGACUCUUGAAAAGAAUUGACGGGACAAAGGAUUUGAAGCUUGGAAGAGCUAUUUAUGCGCUGCUUAUCAGAACCCAGCAAGGUGAUGUUAUUCAAGCCAACAAUUUGAUCAAUCUCUACCUGAAGUGCGACCACCUUAGAGUCGCUCGUCAUGUUUUUAGUAUGAUGCCCGAGAGAAAUGUGGUCUCUUUUAGUGCACUAAUGACUGGCUAUUAACACAGUGGGCUCUCAUUAGAUGCCCUUUAUAUGUUUAAAUCAACGGCUUUUGGUCAGUCUUCAUUUCUUCAUAAUGAGUUCAUUUUCUCACUAGUCCUAACAGUUUGUUCUGAUCUAGAAGCGCUUUGUAAGGGACAACAAUGUCAUGCUUAUGUCGUCAAGUCUAGGCUAAUAUCUCAUUCUUAUGUCAGAAACAGUCUUCUUCAUAUGUGUUCUAUAUGUUCAAGUGUAGAAGAUGCUAUGGAGUCCACAAAACUUUGCCAGAUUUUGAUAUUUUCUCAUUUAAUAGCAUGCUUAACACCUUUUUGGAACAUGGGUAUUUGGAUGCUGCUGCUGAGAUUAUGAGAAGUGUGAUGAAUGAGGUUGACAAGUGGGAUCAGAUCACAUAUGUUGUCGUUCUAGGGCUUUCUGCCAAUUUGAAGGAUUUGAGAUUGAGUUGCCAACUUCAUAGCCAAAUUUUAAGAAGAGGGCUUGAAAAUGGCAUCUUUAAUGGGAGUACUUUAGUUGAUAUGUAUGGAAAAUGCAACGAUGUUUCAAGCGCUCUAUAUGCUUUUUCUAGGAUCCCCAACAGGAAUGUGGUCUCUUGGAAGGCAUUAAUAGCCAUUUGUACACAACAUGGCUGCUUUGAAGAAGCCUUGAAAUUAUUUUUAAAGAUGGUACUAGAUGGCGUCCAACCUAAUGACUUAACCUUCUCUGUUACACUGCAUUCAUGUGUAGGCCUGUCUACCUUGAUUAAUGGCGAUGCCCUAAAUGCUCUUGCACAAAUAUCAGGACAUAAGGAAUAUCUGCAUGUAGGUAAUGCUCUGAUCAACAUGUAUUCAAAAUGUGGUAGCAUCGAAGAAGCAUAUAAUAUUUUUAAUGAUGCUCUAAAGGAAGACAAUGUUUCUUGGAGUUCGAUAAUAACAGGUUAUUCUCAUCACAGCUUAGGUAAGGAAGCUCUAGGAGCAUUCCACAGUAUGUUAAAUGAAGGGGUGGAUCCAACUUGUGUAACCUUUGUCUCAGUGCUUUCUGCAUGUGGCCAUCUUGGUCUAGUACGUGAAGGUUACAAUUAUUUGGAUUCGAUGAGCAAAUGGGGGAUAUACCCUGGGCUUGAACAUUAUACUUGGAUCAUUAUAAGCCUGCGGCGAGCUGGUCUAUUAGAUGAGGCCAAGAAAUAUGUUAGAUGUACUCAUAUAGAGUGGGACAUUAUAACAUGGCAAUCUCCACUGAAUGGCUGUGUAGCACAUAGAAUCGGCCUGGGAAAGCAAAAUGCUCGUCACAUACUUCAAUUUGAUCCUAAUGAUGUAGAAACAUAUAUUCUCUUAUCAAAUAUCUAUGCCAGAGAAAGCCUUUGGUAUGGAGCUGUUUAGACUCGGAAGCUAAUGAGAGAACGACACAUCAAAAAAGAACUUGGGGUUAGUUGGAUUCAGGUGAGGAAUGAGACCCAUGUUUUUGCUUCAGAGGAUAAUCGGCAUCCAUUGAUAGAUGAAAUAUGCAGAAAAUUAGCACAGCUAAUAUACCAAAUUAAGUUAAUUGGCUAUAAACCUGAUAUUGCUAGUGUAUGGCAUGAUGUCGAAGAUGAACAGAGGGAAGAGUAUCUUAGUUAUCAUAGUGAGAAUCCAGCUGUGGCUUUUGGGCUUAUUAGUACUCCUCAUGGAGACACAAUUCAUGUCAUAAAGAACCUUCGGGUUUGCAAUGAUUGCCACACGGCAUUAAAAUUGAUUUCAAAUGUGACGGAGAGAGAGAGAUAAUAGUGAGGGAUGCCAAUAGAUUUCAUUGUUUCGAGAAGGGGUUGUGUUCUUGCAGGGAUAUUGGUGAGAUUUUUUGUUCGAAAGAAACAGAGAGGUUUUGCUAGUGCAGAUGCAGAUUGCAAGUGAAGUAUUUCCGUUUCAUUCAGAAUCGGAUGAGAAGUAUUUCACAUGACACAGAUGAAUGGAUUGCCUAGGCAUUUUCCUACUGUACCAUAGCCACUGCAACUUCGAUAGCGCAACCAGAAGCCAAGAAGUAUUUAGUCCACAUGGCGUCCAAGCAGGACUAAACAAACUCUGCAGGCAAAUCAACCUUUUAAGCACGCGUGAAGACCGAGAACCAUCUUGCUCUCGUGUCAUAGCUUCUUUUCCAUUGCAAAGGAAGUGCCCACAAAAGGCUAAAGCGCACGGGCAAAGAGGCAAAAGUUUGAGGGGGGAAAAUUGGGUUUUGAAGCAAUUUUUCUUAGUACAGAUCAAGCCUGGCUCUACCUUGAGGGCAGCAGCCACACCAACGAGCCUCUCAGAAUCCCAGCAACAAAUCAGUUCAAUCUUUUCCACUCACUGACUUUUCGCUUUCUCUCUCCCCCCGUGGACACAUGGGUUCAACAACUAGAUGACAAGAUACUGAGGACCAUUUCUUGCUUGCUAGUACCUUGAGUUAGCUCUUUCUGAGUUUUUUUUUUGAAUGUGCGUCCUUUAAGCGCAUGUGUAUUUGUGUGCCCCCCUCUCUAGAGUAAUAAUCUCAGUGAUUCCAACUAAGAAUGUGUUCUAAUGUGCGUAUAUAUAAUAGUAA
Asparagus officinalis (garden asparagus) is the source of this 3230-nucleotide messenger RNA. RefSeq names its product pentatricopeptide repeat-containing protein At5g39680-like. The transcript has 5 exons. Gene Ontology annotation, biological process: RNA modification. The record is from RefSeq and is a predicted model, not a curated record. Bases 929 to 2059 code for a protein of 376 amino acids. Lineage: Eukaryota; Viridiplantae; Streptophyta; Magnoliopsida; Asparagales; Asparagaceae. Gene Ontology annotation, molecular function: protein binding; RNA binding. Gene Ontology annotation, cellular component: intracellular membrane-bounded organelle.